Canis lupus familiaris (dog) is the source of this 2327-nucleotide messenger RNA. RefSeq names its product mutY DNA glycosylase (gene MUTYH). Gene Ontology annotation, molecular function: oxidized purine DNA binding; 4 iron, 4 sulfur cluster binding; 8-oxo-7,8-dihydroguanine DNA N-glycosylase activity. The record is from RefSeq and is a predicted model, not a curated record. Bases 460 to 2058 code for a protein of 532 amino acids. Gene Ontology annotation, biological process: mismatch repair; base-excision repair. Lineage: Eukaryota; Metazoa; Chordata; Mammalia; Carnivora; Canidae. Gene Ontology annotation, cellular component: nucleus. The transcript is spliced from 17 exons.
GUGCACGUCCCCCGGGGUGCGGCGGCGCGGCGCGCGGGAGACCGAGCGGGAGGUAAUUCCCGGCGAGAGCUUGGGCGACCUCUCCGCUCCGGGGUCCUCCGCGUGGCCGGGGUUGGGGGCCCCAGACCCCUGGGGCGGUGAGGCCGCGCGGCCCGGCCCGGGGGCGUAGGAUCCACUGGGAGGAUGCGACCUCACCUCCAGGAAGUGAGAAGGGGAGGACUCGGGCUGCCAGAGGGGCAGAACCCCCGACCGGCAGGGACGCCUUGGUAAUCCCGGCGGCUGAUAACCGGGACUUGAAUUAAUGCUCCGGCAAGUGGGGACGGCGAGGAGGGGACAAAUUGUAAGCCCGGAGGAGGUGAUCGCUCUUGACUCCUGUCACUUGCAGAAACGCAGCCCGAAUGGUCCUACCUCAGUGUGCAGCCGGCCAAGAGCAAACUCCUGAGCCUCUGGAGAGCCAUCAUGAAGAAGCCACAAGCAGCUGUGAGAAGUCGUCUUAGGAAGCAGGCAUCCAGGCAGGAGGGAAGUGAGAAGCGUGUCCUCAGCAGCAGCCAGGUCAAGCCUUCUACCGCUGCAGCAGGCUUGGCCAAGCGGCAGGAGGCGGCAUGGCAGGCCUCUGUCUCCUCAUACCAUCUGUUCAGAGACACAGCCGAGGUCAUGGCCUUUCGGGAGAACCUACUGAACUGGUAUGACCGAGAGAAGCGGGACCUGCCCUGGAGAAGGCUGGCAGAGGGUGAGGUGGAUCUGGACAGGCGGGCGUAUGCUGUGUGGGUCUCAGAGGUCAUGCUGCAGCAGACCCAGGUCGCAACGGUGAUCGACUAUUAUACUCGAUGGAUGCAGAAGUGGCCAACGCUGCAGGACCUAGCCGGUGCUUCCCUGGAGGAGGUGAACCAGCUCUGGGCUGGCCUGGGUUACUACUCUCGAGGCCGGCGGCUGCAGCAAGGAGCUCGGAAGGUGGUAGAGGAGCUAGGGGGCCAUGUGCCACAUACAGCAGAAACCCUGCAGCGGCUCCUGCCUGGCGUGGGGCGGUACACAGCAGGAGCCAUUGCCUCCAUUGCCUUUGGACAGGCAACCGGUGUGGUAGAUGGGAACGUAAUACGGGUGCUAUGCCGUGUCCGAGCCAUUGGUGCUGAUUCCAGCAGCACCCUUGUCUCCCAGCAUCUCUGGGGUUUAGCCCAGCAGCUGGUAGACCCAGCCCGGCCCGGGGAUUUUAACCAGGCAGCCAUGGAGCUGGGGGCCCUAGUGUGCACCCCACAGCACCCGCACUGCAGCCAGUGCCCUGUGCGGAGCCUGUGCCGGGCAUACCAGAAGGUGGAACGGGGAAAGCUCUUAGCCUCCCAGAGCCUGCCAGGCAGCCCCGACGUGGAGGAGUGUGCUUCCAGCACCGAACUGUGCCAGCUGUGCGCGCAUCCCACAGAGCCCUGGGACCAGACCCUGGGAGUGACCAACUUUCCCAGGAAGGCCAGCCGCAAGCCCCCCAGGGAGGAGUGCUCUGCCAUUUGUGUUCUAGAGCAGCCCAGGGCCCUUGGGGGUCCUCAAAUUCUGCUGGUGCAGAGGCCCAGUUCAGGUUUGCUGGCAGGACUGUGGGAGUUCCCAUCAGUGACCGCAGAGGCCUCAGGGCGAUGUCAGCGUGAGGCCCUGCUGCAGGAACUGCAGAGUUGGGCUGGGCCCCUCCCAGCCUCCCACCUCCAGCACCUUGGGCAGGCCUGUUUCAGCCCCUUGACCUUCCUCCAGGUGGUCCACACCUUCUCUCACAUCAAGCUGACAUAUCAAGUAUACGGUCUGGCUCUGGAAGGACAGACCCCGGUGACCAUUGUACCACCUGGCGCACGCUGGCUGACCCGGGAGGAGUUUCACACUGCAGCUAUCUCCACCGCUAUGAAAAAGGUGUUCCGUGUGUACGAGGGCCAACAGCCAGGGAUCUGCAAGGGUUCCAAGAGAUCCCAAGUGUCUACUCCAUCCAGCCGGAAAAAGCCCAGCCCUGGCCAGCAACUCCUGGAUAGUUUCUUUCGGCCUCUCAUCCCUACGGAUUCAUCCAACCUCAACAGUAUGGCCCAGUGACAUCUCUAGAAGCCCCCAUUUCCUGAGAAUCCUGGGUUUUUGGUUUUGUUUUGUUUCUAAUUUUAUUUGACAGAGAGAGCAUAAGCAAGAGGAGCAGCAGAUGGAGAGGGAGAAGCAGGCUCUCUGCUGAGUAGGGAGCCCGAUGCAGAGCUCAAUCACAGGACCCUGGGAUCAUGACCUGAGCCGAAGGCAGAUAGAUGCCUAACCAAAUGAGCCACCCAGCAGCCCUUGAGUCCCGUUUUUUAAUAAAGCGCUUAUUUUUAUAGUCA